AUGGAGAUACGGCAGAAUCGAGUCCGCGAGCCGCCGCCAGCAGACUAUCCCGGUGCGCGCGGCGCGCUAGCCGCACCACUAAGGGACGGGGCCGUACACUACCAUUUUGAUCCAGUGCGCGCCGAAUGGGCCCUACACGCUUCGCAUUCACGAGAUAUCUUGACUGUGACUCCCAACUUAGUAGCUACUGCCAGUACCAGAUGA
Molecule: messenger RNA, 204 nt
Organism: Parnassius apollo (apollo)
Lineage: Eukaryota; Metazoa; Arthropoda; Insecta; Lepidoptera; Papilionidae
Source: the annotation of a GenBank genome assembly